Messenger RNA from Aureobasidium melanogenum CBS 110374, 2727 nucleotides. RefSeq lists its product as uncharacterized. The record is from RefSeq and is a predicted model, not a curated record. The coding region runs from base 1 to 2727 and encodes 908 amino acids. The transcript has a single exon. NCBI's taxonomy places the organism in Eukaryota, Fungi, Ascomycota, Dothideomycetes, Dothideales, Saccotheciaceae.
AUGGACCGUAAAAGGAAGCGACAGGAACGAGUAGAGUUCUGGACGGCCGCAAAAUGCCAACGACUUCUAAGACCAAUUGCUUCCAGGAUCGCUCCAUUGAGAAGACACCAGUACACCUUGAAUUCCGAAUUAUCUCGAGACGUUCUGGAAGAAUCCAUAUCGGUAGUCAAGACACAAAAUCAAUCCGGAGAAAAAGUUGCUCGCACCAACAUCAAUACUGAAUCUUCAGAUCCUACUUGGCUACCUUCGGACCACGGCACCAAGUGCCAGCUGAAGAAGUACUCAGUCCGGCAUCGCAACUCUAAGCCACCAUCUGGUCAGACAAAUAGUCCUCAAGCAUGUUUGGUAUCAUUACCAACUCCAUUCAAAGCACGUGCGUUGAGAAGAGGGACACCCAUCAAGCAUGAAAUUUUGAGUCUGGAAACCUCGAACAGUCCAUGUGCUUCGAGAGCUCUGCCUGUGGCAAGAAAAUCUAGCCGUCAACGGCAGGAUCCGUUCACUCGGGCACCGAUCGCAAAACAGAGUAUUGAACUGCAAGGCAGACAGAACUACGAGAGAACUUUCGAGCUACACCAAGGAGUCACUGAUGGUUUCUCAUUGCUGUUACAAAGAACCAACUCUACAGACCGUCAAGAGCCGGCACGGAAAGGGGUCUCAUCGCUCCUGAGUAUGUGCCUACGGAGAGUUCCAGACUACAUCCGAGCAGAAGAAAAUUGGCGUAAAAGUGUUGAUGAAGAUGAUGAUACAGACGUCUCUGCUGAGGUCUACGAAGAGCUGGAGGAUCUCGGCUCGGUUACUGGACACGGAUGGUCAGGUCUACGCGAAGUGGUAAUUGCACACGGCGUGAGUCUUGUCCAUGAGAUCAUCAGGGACAAACUUGUAGCAACAGAGACCAGGGCAGAACUUGCGAGGAUGCCUGCCAAACAUGGUCUUCAUAAGGUAUCAGAAGACCUCCUUCUUGCAUAUGCCCGAUCUUUGCCGAUGAAACGCCCUCUUGGUGUGAAUUCUCGUCUAUUUGAUGGGUGUCUAUUGAGCUUGACGUCCAUGCAGCCAGCCAGUGCUGACAACGAGACAUUCAUUCGCCUCCUCGGUGCGCUGUUUUCGUCUGGUCGUCUGAAGCUGUCGUGGUUGGCAACUCACGACAUGGUCACUCUGUCGAGUGGCAUGAUCAGAGCACUCGCUUCACAAUCUGGAGACAUCAACCACAUCUUGCAGUUUCUUCAACGUCGCAUUUCUCAAGUCUCGGAGAAAGAGUUGAUUCAAGAACAUGCUGCGCGACAAGGACCAGAGGGCAAAUUUGAUAACUGGCUGAAAUUGGAAAAGUCACUCACCAAUACAAUAGUCAGCAUUAUUACUGUGCUCACAGCAAUCGUCUUGAUAGAGCGCACCACAAACGAUCGGAAUGACAGCUCAAGGAGAUGCACUGCUGCAGAAUCGCUCCUCACGCGUCUCUCGGUAAUCGUACUUACAAAACUCGAUGAGCUCAGAUCCAGCACGAAAAGCUCAAGUCAUCAACAGCGGACAGUCUGUUUCACUCUUCUUGCAAGCAGCCUCAUACUGGGUGUCAAAUAUGACCAGAAUAGCCAUACAACGACACUUCUUGGGCAGGAGGAAAUCUUGCAAGGCAUGGUUGCCGUACACGGAAGCAAUGGCUCAAAUCGCACCCAAUCGAUGGUUGAGCGUGCUGCUUCAUUCCUUGUCGAUCUAUCUCGAUGCUGCGGACAGAGCCUUCACUCGGACAGUCAAUCCUAUCUAGAAAAUCUCGUCCGAUUGAUCCUGGAAGACGGUCAACACGAAUCAGACAUGACAAAUUCAUUCUUAAAACAAUGGGCAUUAGAGAGCUCGUUGCUCUCUGCCAAAAUAUCUGCCACACAAAGGAGCCGGAACUUCUUGAAUGACGUCGAGGUUGCCAUGUCACAACCGGGGCCUUUGAGUACCCAGAGCACAACCUUCGGCUCGCGUCAUAUUGAUGCUACCGUUGCGGAACAGGGGUUGCGAUGGGAAGAAGGCCUGUGCGAAUGGAUUGUCGCAUCGCCAGUACGCACGAGGAAGGCCGGACGGGUCCCUGUCAUGGCGAACAGGGGCCGAUCAGGAUCUGUCUCCGAUCAAGACAGUGAUCUAGACGACAGUGGCUAUCUCAGUGACAACAAGGAAACACCGAAAAUUCAUCGUAAGGCGGUCAAUAUCUCAAAUCUGUUGGCGUCACCGGAUGUGCUAGGUUUCGAUUCGCAGACGCCAUCAUGCUCAAGAACCAUUCUCCAGGCACACGAAGCGACAACACAGUCAAAUGAUAUACCCAUGAUCAGGAAGUUGCCAUGGCCUCCGGCUCCUCAGGGUAGAACGUCAAGCGCAGCUCGAAUUGUUGCCGAACCUUCAGAGACUCAUCAGUCUGUUUUGCCCGAGAACAGAUUUGACAUAGCGCAAAGACCGGCAAAGAAGAGAAAAUGUCAGACACUGGAGGAACGGGAACCAAGUAUGUCUUCGCUGGCUUCGAAAACAACUCGUCAACCAUCCCAAGCUUCGGACCAGGUUUACACUGAGGAGGAGAGAUCCGAUUCGUCCGAAAGUGAGAUGGACGAACUGGCAAUGGGUUGCUCCAAGCCAAGUCACAGGACAUCUGUUGCGAGGAAAGUGGUGCCACCAAAGUCUUUUAGUAAGAGCUUACUUCCAACAAAACGAGCCAGCGACAAGUUUGUAGAUAUCAGCGAUGACGAGCUGGGCUUUUGA